This is a messenger RNA of Zingiber officinale, 1215 nucleotides long. RefSeq names its product probable E3 ubiquitin-protein ligase RHC1A. The transcript is spliced from 2 exons. NCBI's taxonomy places the organism in Eukaryota, Viridiplantae, Streptophyta, Magnoliopsida, Zingiberales, Zingiberaceae. The record is from RefSeq and is a predicted model, not a curated record. Gene Ontology annotation, biological process: protein ubiquitination. Bases 235 to 1134 code for a protein of 299 amino acids. Gene Ontology annotation, cellular component: cytoplasm. Gene Ontology annotation, molecular function: ubiquitin protein ligase activity.
GUCUCGCCUUUCGUCGUCUAUUCUUAGCACCAGCCCAAGUGAGUACCGAUGGUAGUCCACGAGUCCUCGUCAAUCACCGAUCCCCUUUCCUCUCCUCUCUGCUUCGCUUCCCAUCUCAGAUCUCGCCUUUUUCCUUCCAUCUCUCAUCGUCGAGGUACAGGAGUGUUGUUUGAUUGAGAUAUCAAUCAGAGAUUUGAGCUUUUCAAAGUUUAUGGUGGUUUGAAGUGGUAAGAAAUGUCAAGAGCAAAUACACACUGGUGUUAUGUUUGCAGGCAAGCAAUUCGGCCACUUGGAACGACCAUGAUCUGCCCAAACUGUGAUAGAGGAUUCGUGCAAGACCUGAAUGAGCUAGAUGGAAGCCCACUUGAUUACUUGGGGGAGGACUAUAACAAUCACAGUGAUAAUCAUUUUGGAAUUCUGGAUGCUUUGUCUGCCUUGAUGAGACAGCAUAUGGGAGGACUGAAUCGGGAAUUUGAUGUUAAUAGCAGAUCCAAUGCUCCAACAGGGAUUGAGAUAGUCUUCGAUGGAGGACAUGGACUUGGUACAAGGCGUGUCAAUAUAGGUGACUAUCUUCUUGGUUCUGGAUUCGAUAACCUCAUCGAACAGCUCACUAGAAACAACAGUCGCGGCCCACCACCUGCUUCUCAAUCAGCAAUUGACUCCAUGCCCACUGUAAAGAUAAGCAAGAGGCAUCUCCGUGGUGAUUCACACUGCCCUGUUUGUAAAGACAGAUUCGAGUUGGGAUCUGAAGCACGGGAAAUGCCCUGUAAGCAUAUAUAUCACUCCGACUGCAUUAUUCCGUGGCUAGUCCAUCACAAUUCUUGCCCGGUUUGUCGUCAUCAGUUGCCAUCUCAUGGCUCUGACCAUAUCCCGACUAGAAACCACCAUAGUGGUGGCAGUGGAAGCAGCAACACUAACAGUAGCAGAGAAUCUGGAGGUGAGGGCCAUGCCAGGAGGAACAACAGCAAUAGUAGUAGGGAAUCUGGCGGUGAGGGCCAAACCAGGAGGAAUCCUUCCUCCGCUCGGCCAUCGCAGACUGCUAAUCCUACUAGCUCUAAUGCAAACGAGUCGAGUGGGAGCACCAGUGAUGGUAUUCAUGAACUCCAUUACACUGGAUGGCCUUUUGAUUAUUAAGAUCUCUAGUCUUUGUUUAUUAUUCCAUCAGAUCUUGUUCAAAACCUUUUCAUGCAAUUCCACGCCCAGCUGUUUGUCCAA